This is a messenger RNA of Funneliformis mosseae, 1410 nucleotides long. NCBI's taxonomy places the organism in Eukaryota, Fungi, Glomeromycota, Glomeromycetes, Glomerales, Glomeraceae. The record is from the annotation of a GenBank genome assembly.
AUGAAUUCAAAGGAAACGUUCCCACAACCUUAUUUCAUAGCUCACCAAUGUUUAAAAAGAACGAUCAUAUAUCUUUUCGUAUUAUUGGUUGUGGUGGGUUAUAUCUGUUAUGAUGAUGAUCAAGAAAUUAUCAAACCGGAUAAUGGGACCGCGAAUCAUACUGAAAUAACGAUCGACCUUGAUGACGAUGGGAAUAUCAUAACAGGAAUUCACACCAAUAACCAAACCAAUGUAGAUGAUUACAACAACGAUAAUAUUUUAUUGAUGAGUGAUGAAGGAAUUAAUCAAAGAUAUUGUGGUAAUGAUAAGUGUAAAUUUCUUUUCGUAUAUAAUCACCCGGAUGAUGAGAUCUUGGCUAAUGAACACAUGAGAAGUUUCACUCAACUUGCCAAAGCAUUAAAUCGCACAAUGGUCUUAACCAAUGUUGGGCAUUCGAGAAUUUCUUCCUGUAGAAAUUUUCCUUUUAAUUUUUAUUAUUCGAUUGAAUCACUUUUACAUGUAUUUCCACAUACUUCGUUCAUUUCACAAAAAAAUUUCAAACAAUGGACAAGGUUACGUCAUGAGAAACCAACUACUCAACACAUCUUCGUCGCAGGUGGUGGCUUAAAUUCCACUAUUAAUAUCGUAAAUCCAAAAUCUUUGGAAUCAAUUCAAAAAAAAGAUUGUUUAGAUCAAUUCGAAAUGAAAUUCGAUGAAGAUACUAUUUUCAAAAAAAUUCGUACCGGUAAAGGAUUUUGGAAAUUAAAUGAAACUCGUUCAAAAUUUUCAAAAUUCUUGGUAGAUCAUUUAAAUGAAAUUGAGGAAGAAAUCAUUUUAUUAAAUCACGAUAUUCAUAAACCGUUUUUCCCUGGAAGUCUUCCAAAGAUAGAAUACUCGCAACUUAUUUUACAAGAAGCUGAUAGGAUCGUUAAUGAUUUACAACCUUUCAUUGCUAUUUAUUGGCGUUUGGAAAAUUCAAUUAUUCCUUCAUCUAAAUUACCUGAAUGUGCUCAAAGUUUGAUGGAAACUUUGAAAAGGAUUAAAACUAGUUUGAGAAUUGAAAAUGUUUAUUUUACUACCGAUUAUCCAAUUUCUUCUGGAAAACAUAGUCAAUCUUUAACCAAAGAUUAUCAUAAAACAAUCGAACUUUUAAAUUCUACGAUAAAGUUAAACACUUGGAAAACAAUGAAUCCUUUUAAAAAUCUUUUAGAAAAUAAUAUCGUUUUAAAAAAUACAAAAGAAUUUAAUGGACAUGGAAUUCAUAGAAUUUUAGAUAAAUUAAUUACGAUUAAUUCGGAUUACUUCUUAUCAAGUCCUCCAGGAUGUGGUGCUAAUUACAAAGAUGAUUUCACCAUGACGAUUACAAAUGCACGAACAGGAUUAACGAAUGAAGGAAAUGAAAGACUUUUAAACAUUAUUACGCGUUGGUAA